GCACGUCUCCGCAAAUCCAUCCAGUAGGUUCUGCUGGCCAAUUGCUCACAGCAUCUCCACAAUGUUCAAGCCUUCACAACCGAUGAUGGCGCGAUUGCGCUUAACGACCAAGCAAGUCAAUGGUGGCUACUAUAAAGGAAACCGCACCGGCGCGAUGGGUUACUUCGCGAAGAACGGCUCAUAUGUGAUCGACUGGAAAAAAGUCCGAACCUUUGUUGUUCCUGACAACUUGGGUGAAUUUAAGCUUACCCCAUUCGUCACGCAACGCAUGUCCCCAACAAAGUCCAAAUACACCAGAGACAUGGAGAAAGAUAGCAAGUUGAUCACAGUUGAACGAGCAUUUGGUGGGAAGGACUACCUUGACAUGUGGGCUUCGGACAAUGGCCAGGAGGUACUUGAGCAGGAGCGACUCGAACAAGAUACACCCCGUCACUAGUCUAUUUUAUCCAAGGAUUGGGGAGAUAUCGGUGGAAGCUGAGGCAGACCAUCACAUAGGACUGCACGAAGAAAUCUUCAAGCUCGCUUCAGGCUCUCGAUUGCGCAUACCGCUGGAUCACAUGAGGCAUCGCAGUUACCCGCGCCUACAUCGCUUGAUUUGGACCCUUUUGUAUUAUUAUUAUAUUGUACUGUAUGUGCGGUGUUUGGUGAUUUGGAUAGGCACAUGCUCUUUUCGGGGAAAACCACCUUCACACUUUUGCACAAGAUACCAAGUGGCGGGGAAGCAAGCCAUGCCUCCUGGCUACUGUCACUACACCUCUUGGAAGUUUUUAUACUCUUUUGCGGGCGCAUUAAUGGGUUUUGCAUCUCAGCCUCUUCAUUUAUCUUUCUUCAGCAUGUCGUAUAGACAGACUUUGUCAGAAUACCAAAUGAAUUAGAUGAUCUGA
Messenger RNA from Aspergillus caelatus, 884 nucleotides. RefSeq names its product mitochondrial 54S ribosomal protein mL41. Gene Ontology annotation, biological process: translation. Gene Ontology annotation, cellular component: mitochondrial large ribosomal subunit. Lineage: Eukaryota; Fungi; Ascomycota; Eurotiomycetes; Eurotiales; Aspergillaceae. The record is from RefSeq and is a predicted model, not a curated record. Gene Ontology annotation, molecular function: structural constituent of ribosome. Bases 62 to 436 code for a protein of 124 amino acids. The transcript has 2 exons.